Messenger RNA from Rhodofomes roseus, 1040 nucleotides. RefSeq lists its product as uncharacterized. The transcript has 3 exons. The record is from RefSeq and is a predicted model, not a curated record. NCBI's taxonomy places the organism in Eukaryota, Fungi, Basidiomycota, Agaricomycetes, Polyporales, Fomitopsidaceae. Bases 362 to 934 code for a protein of 190 amino acids.
CCGUGACUGACGCGUCGUGCUCGCGCCAUCGCGAAACAUACAUACUCGGACUCCGGAGUUGUACGGCGCCGACUACAUUUCUCCCUCUGACAUGUCGAGCUUCGUGGCUUGUCUAUCCUUCGAGGAUCCAAUCAUAGGGCACUGCAUGCGCGGCGCGCACAUGGAUCACGAACUGGCCUGCCUGUCCGCCGCUGACGCCAAUGCGAGGCUGACAGUCAGUAGGAAACCGUCAGCCUCAGGUCAGCCCCCUCAAGUAUAUUAAAUAGCGGUUCGAUCGCUCGUGAAUCUCCUAUAUCGAAUCAUCAUCAUCGCAGCUCCCAAGCAUCUCACGCAUUAUUACUACCAACCUCAAUUUACAACCAUGGACUCGGAACACAUGGGCGCUGUGAAGCCUUCGGACGACAUUGUGCUUCUCGUCUCCCUCUGGGUCUUCUUCAGCGUCGGCCUGGUCGUCAACACCUUGAUUCCGGGUGUCUUUAAAUACAUCUGCGUCGACCUCAGUCUCGUCGCAUGGAUCGCCCGUGCCGAAGCUGUCUACCUGUUCUACUCGAUCUUCAGCACGACCAAGCGCGCCAUGACCCAGGAGUCGGUACCGUACGUCCCUCCAAGGACCGUGUAUACGAAGGACGGGGUGGACUACGAAAUUGAAGGCAACGACUACGACGAGGAGCUCGCUCGUGCUCUGUUUGGCGAGGGGUGUCUGGCGGUGAAUCGGGCCCGGAGAGCUAGACAAGAGAGCCUCAAGCGCCGCUUCGUCCAGGGCCUCGAGGACGACUGCACCGAGUGCAAGACCUGGUUCGAGGAGCUCACGACGCCGCAUGAGAUCAGCGCCAAUGUCCGCCGCCGCCGUUUCGAGCCUGCCGUCACGCAGCUGCGCUGCUACACUGCUAUGGGCGAGGGUGACCGUUCUCGUCCUCGUCGCGGAUUCUACUAGUAUCAAAGCAAAUUGACGACACGGUGAGCAAUCCUGCGGAAUAUCCGUAGUUCAUUCAAGACUGAUGCGCCGAUAUUGAUUGAAAGCGUCCGGGCCCAGUGGGGUU